CGGUUGUCUUGGGCUAGACGGACGUCCGUUCGUCUGCGUUCGUCGGCUAUACGAUUUUGGUGCCGGGUCCAGUGGCCGGCGGCCGCGUCUUGAUUUUGCUCGGUUUACGGUCCAUUUCGGUCAUAUUUUCCAGCGGAGUCGAUGCUCCUUAGGCAGCUCGAAAGGUUCCGGGCGUAAUCCACUAUCCUAUUGCCGACUUAUUAUGCGAGAACUGUGUAGUUUACACUAGCCAAAAUUAAUUUACCUUCACGAAAGCGACCACGCUGUAGGCAGGGCACUAAAGAAUCCUGUAGGAGCACAGAAGCCUCACGGUGCCACCGCGGAGCCUACCAGUGCCCAUCAACACGGCCGUCACCGUCAGCUGGCCGGUUUAUUGACACUCAUCUCGGAGAGAUUACGGACGGGCCUGCAGUAGCAGUACCCAGCCGGUGGCACCUGCCGUGCACCGCGCGCCGGACGGACGGACAACAACGGCUGAUAAUCACGCCGCAGCGCGCACCCCAUCUGACGGCCGCGCCGGCCCUGCAGCUGCACUGCAGCCGCGCUCAGAGGGGGCGCGUCUACCGGUGCUACAGCGCAGCGGGCGCCGUGGCCGCGACCGUGCUCCGGCGUGCUCUAUUUUGAGUGGCGACUGCGCGCGCGCCUGCGCUGGCAGGGGCGCCGAUCGACCGACGCUCACACGACUGUGAGCCGGGCAGCGCGGAGCAGCCGUCCACCGCGCACCGUCCACCGCAAUGCUGGGAGUGACCGCCCGCCUCACCGGCCUGCCGGCCGCCGGCAGCCGGGUGUUAUCCGGAGCCCUGUCGGGCCGGCUGGCCGACCGGCCCGGGCGCCGCUCUGUUCAGGAGUCGGCCCCCGACAAACCCUGCCCCAACAUGGUGCGAGGCAUCGACAACGUCCGAGAGACGCGGCUCAACAAGGGCAUGGCCUUCACGCUGGAGGAGCGCCAGAGGCUGGGCAUCCACGGCCUGCUGCCACCCCGCUUCAAGACACAGGACGAACAGGUCGACCUGUGCCUGAAGAACAUCUCCCGCUACCAGGAGGACCUCAACAAGUUCAUCUACCUGAUGGGCCUGCAGGACCGGAAUGAACGGCUGUUCUACCGGGUUCUCUCGGAGAACGUGGAGCAGAUGAUGCCGCUCGUGUACACGCCUACCGUCGGCCUGGCCUGCCAGAAGUUCGGCCUCAUCUACCGGCGGCCGCGAGGACUUUUCAUCACCAUCCACGACAAGGGACACAUCUACGACGUCAUGCGCAACUGGCCGGAGCAGGACGUGCGUGCCAUCGUGGUAACGGACGGAGAGCGCAUCCUCGGCCUGGGAGACCUGGGUGCCCAGGGCAUGGGUAUCCCGGUGGGGAAGCUCUCCCUGUACACUGCACUGGCCGGCAUCAAACCACAGCAGUGCCUGCCGAUCGUACUCGACGUCGGCACCAACAACAAGGAUCUGCUGAAUGACGAGUUCUACAUCGGCCUGAAGCAGAACCGGGUGACGGGCGAGGCCUACGACGAGUUUGUCGACGAGUUCAUGCAGGCCGCCGUCAGACGGUACGGACAGAAGACGCUGAUUCAGUUCGAGGACUUUGGUAACCACAACGCGUUCCGCUUCCUGGAUAAGUACCGCAACAAGUACUGCACGUUCAACGACGACAUCCAGGGCACGGCGUCGGUGGCGGUGGCCGGCCUGCUCGCUGCCAUGCGGAAGCUGGACACCAAGCUGUCCGACCACACAUUCCUGUUCUUGGGAGCUGGAGAGGCAUCGCUCGGUAUCGCCAACCUGUGUGUGAUGGCGAUGGAGCAGGAGGGCCUCAGCUCGCAGGCCGCCCACGACAAAAUAUUCAUGGUGGACUCUCGCGGUCUGAUCGUCAAGAACCGGCCCGAGGGAGGCGUCACCGGACACAAGGUCGACUACGCCAAGGACAUGGAGCCCAUGAAGAACCUCGGAGAUGUCGUCAAGAAACUUAAGCCCUCGGCGUUGAUCGGUGCGGCCGCCCAGCCGCAGGCCUUCACCGCCGAGAUCCUGAAGGACAUGGGCGAAUACAACAAAGAGCCCAUCAUCUUCGCGCUGAGCAACCCGACCAGCAUGGCAGAGUGCACUGCUGAGCAGGCCUAUCAGGCCACUCAGGGUCGGGCCGUGUUCGCGUCGGGCUCUCCGUUCGCGCCGGUGACCAUCAACGGCAAGACGCUGUACCCUGGCCAGGGUAACAACGCCUACAUCUUCCCGGGCGUGGCGCUCGGCGUCAUCGCCUCUGGCAUGCACCACAUUGGCGAGGACGUCUUCCUGCGAGCGGCUGAGGCGCUGGCAAAGAUGGUGACGGACCAGGAGCUGGACGCCGGCCGGCUGUACCCGCCACUGGAGAACAUCCGCGAUGUUUCGCUACAGAUCGCCGUACAGCUGGCGGAGCACGCCUACAAGACGGGCGAGGCGUCCACCUACCCCCAGCCGGCCGAUCUGAACGCCUUUGUGCGCAGUCAGCUGUACGACUAUCACUACGCCAACCCGUUAGAGCAGGUCUACCCGUGGCCGACGAGUGUCUGAGCUGGCGACGGCGCAGCGAGGGGAGGCGUCCGUGUACCCGCACCCGGAUGACCUGCUCGCCUAUAUCGAGACGCAUCGGUACGACUUCUCGUACGAGAGUCCGCUGCUGAACACGUACGAGUGGCCCAGCAGCGGUAUGGUCCACUGAGGGAGGGGAGGGGGGUACAGUCGGCCGUAUCAGAGGCCGACUCCGCGCCGGCACAGGACGCGCCUGGCGGCUAGGGCGUCCUGUGGCUAGGGGCUUUCUUAGAUGCCGGCAGCCAUGGGCGUUCUACGGCGUCGGCAGUUAGGGGCGCCCUCAGGUGUCGGUGACCAGGGGCGUCCUCUGGUGGCGGUGGCUAGGGGCGCCCUCUUGUGCCGCUGGCUAAGGGCGCCCUCUCGUGCCGGUGACCAGGGGCGCCCUCAGGAGGCCGGCAGAGACUCUGUACUGCCGUGAUUGGUGUUGUGUUCUGUACGGCGGAGAGAAGCGUUUCUGCCACGCCGCGUUGCGGCUGUCGAUGCGACUAGGUCAUGGUCACAGUCAAUGAAUGGACCUUGUUGGUUACCCGUGUCAAUGUGGUCACUCAUAGAGUAGGGUCAGGCGCGGCAAAUGGCAUUUGAAGAGUGGAAGCGAAAUACAGCUAGAAACCAA
Molecule: messenger RNA, 3168 nt
Organism: Amphibalanus amphitrite
Lineage: Eukaryota; Metazoa; Arthropoda; Thecostraca; Balanomorpha; Balanidae
Product: NADP-dependent malic enzyme-like
Exons: 14
Coding region: 735-2537 (600 amino acids)
Biological process (GO): pyruvate metabolic process; malate metabolic process
Cellular component (GO): mitochondrion
Molecular function (GO): malate dehydrogenase (decarboxylating) (NAD+) activity; NAD binding; malate dehydrogenase (decarboxylating) (NADP+) activity
Source: RefSeq, a predicted model, not a curated record